ACUUAUAUUAGAACAACAGCAAAGAAGGAUCAGUACUGGUGUCAGAUUAAUAGGAUAGCCAGUUUUUUUUCCUCCCCUGUAUCAUAUAGAUAUUCAUCCCCCUAAAACGAACAACAGAAUUGUUUUUUUCCUUUAGGAUAAUACUCUUCUCUUAUUGGUUUAAAAACAGAAUCCUUAUUUUUAUUGGUCUAUUAAUCUUCGACCAAUCGCAGUCAGCGAAGCUCUAUCAAGAAAUGUAUAAAAGGGCUCUAGUGGAAAGAUGCGUCGAUUUUGUUGUUACUUGUGAGGAAGAAGUUAAAAGAUUCUGGCGAUGUCUGGUCGUGGCAAGACAGGUGGAAAGGCACGAGCCAAAGCGAAAUCUCGUUCUUCUAGAGCUGGGCUGCAAUUCCCUGUGGGCAGAGUUCAUAGGCUCUUGCGGAAGGGAAACUAUGCUGAGCGGAUUGGAGGUGGCGCUCCAGUUUAUUUAGCUGCUGUGCUUGAGUAUCUUAGCGCUGAAAUCCUAGAACUCGCUGGUAACGCAGCGAGGGACAACAAGAAGAGUCGAAUCAUCCCACGCCACUUGCAGCUGGCUGUGCGCAACGACGAGGAGCUAAAUAAGCUGUUGGGUGGUGUAACCAUCGCGCAGGGUGGAGUCCUGCCCAAUAUCCACGCAGUUCUGCUGCCUAAGAAGACUGAAGCCCUGCAUAGUGCUGCCAGCAGCAAGCCGACUACCAGCGUUGGCAAGUCUGCAAAAGUGGCAGCCAGGACUUCUACAUCGCUUGUUUUAGUAGAGUGAGGGGGGAAAUGAAAUAACCCUGUCCCGGGGGACAAUACUGAGACCCAAAGGCUCUUUUCAGAGCCACCCACAAGAUUUAUAGAAGAGCUGGUGUGCUGCUAAAUGAAAUCUAAACUGAUUUUAUGAUAUUGACCAAUACUUAUAAAAUACAGUAGGGAAAGGUUUCAUAGGUGCCUUAGGCUAUGUAAAAAUGACCUGUAGGGUACAUCAAAUUUUAAUGGCACUGCUCACAACUUGGGGGACUAGUGCAAGGCCUACACAACAAAGCAGGGAGGCUCAGCACAUUCCUGCCUCAUCUAGAAGCAACCCAUCUUCUAAUGGCAUGGGAAGAGCUACCUGGCUUUUAAUUAGCCAUGUAAGGGGCCUGCAGCCAGUAGCACUAGUAGCUUUCCAACUUGUAUUUUGAGAACAAAUUGGUUGUAAGAGACCGUCUCUGCAGAGGGCUCACCUUUUCUCCAAGCGCUACACAGUACUGGCAGGUAUCUGGGGGAUUUAUAAUAGAUCAUUAAGAGUUUCUGACCCAAUUGUUUUAACAGGGCUCCUGCUGGGAGAAAGGGUGGGAUGUAAAUCUAGUAAAUAAAUAAAGAGCCUGAGCAGGUCUCUCCCCUUAGGCUGCUGAAAUGAUGAAAGCUUGGAGGGAACCAGGUGUGGA
Molecule: messenger RNA, 1427 nt
Organism: Rhineura floridana
Lineage: Eukaryota; Metazoa; Chordata; Lepidosauria; Squamata; Rhineuridae
Product: histone H2A-like
Exons: 1
Coding region: 311-775 (154 amino acids)
Cellular component (GO): nucleosome
Molecular function (GO): structural constituent of chromatin; DNA binding; protein heterodimerization activity
Source: RefSeq, a predicted model, not a curated record